Messenger RNA from Micropterus dolomieu (smallmouth bass), 1786 nucleotides. It is a transcript of the gene cyp19a1a, whose product is annotated as aromatase. NCBI's taxonomy places the organism in Eukaryota, Metazoa, Chordata, Actinopteri, Centrarchiformes, Centrarchidae. Gene Ontology annotation, molecular function: heme binding; monooxygenase activity; iron ion binding. The coding region runs from base 41 to 1597 and encodes 518 amino acids. The transcript has 9 exons. The record is from RefSeq and is a predicted model, not a curated record.
UUGUGCAUUCGUGUGUAGGUUGUCUUAAAUCUGCCUUCUCAUGGAUCUGAUUUCUGCUUGUGAAUGGGCGAUGACUCCUGUAGGUUUGGAUGCCAUGGCGGCAAACCUGGUAUCCAUGUCCCCGAAUGCCACUGCAGUGGGAUCAACGGGCAUCUCUGUGGCAACCAGAACCCUAAUAUUGCUUUUCUGUCUGCUGCUGGUUGCCUGGAGCCACACAGACAAAAAAAGUGUACCAGGUCCUUCUUUCUGUCUGGGUUUGGGGCCACUUCUGUCAUAUGUAAGAUUCCUCUGGACUGGUAUAGGCACAGCCAGCAACUACUACAACAAGAAGUAUGGAGACAUUGUCAGAGUUUGGAUCAAAGGAGAGGAGACCCUUAUACUCAGCAGGGCAUCAGCGGUGCACCAUGUACUGAAGAAUGGACAUUAUACGUCACGUUUUGGGAGCAAGCAGGGACUCAGCUGCAUCGGCAUGAAUGAGCGAGGCAUCAUAUUUAACAAUAACGUAAAUCUCUGGAAAAAGAUACGCACCUAUUUUACCAAAGCCCUGACAGGUCCGAGCUUGCAGCAGACAGUGGAGGUUUGCGUCUCCUCCACACAGACUCACUUAGACGGCUUGGACAGUUUGGAUCAAGUGGAUGUCCUCAGUUUGCUGCGCUGCACUGUGGUCGACAUCUCCAACAGACUCUUCCUGGGUGUACCUGUGAGUGAGAAAGAACUUCUGCUGAAGAUUCAGAAGUAUUUUGACACAUGGCAGACGGUGCUGAUCAAACCAGAUAUUUACUUCAAGUUUGACUGGAUUCACCAGAGACACAAGACAGCAGCCCAGGAGCUGCAAGAUGCUAUAGAGAGCCUUGUAGUACAGAAGAGGCGAGAGGUGGAGCAGGCAGAUACACUGGACAACAUCAACUUCACCGCAGAGCUCAUAUUUGCAGAGAACCAUGGAGAACUGUCUGCAGAGAAUGUGAGGCAGUGUGUGCUGGAGAUGGUGAUCGCAGCACCAGACACUCUGUCCAUCAGCCUCUUCUUCAUGCUGCUGCUCCUCAAACAAAAUCCAGAUGUGGAGCUGAAGCUGCUACAGGAGAUAGACACUGUUGUAGGUGAGAGAAAGCUUCAGAACGGGGAUGUUCAGAAGUUGCAGCUGCUGGAGAGCUUCAUCAAUGAAUGCUUGCGCUUCCACCCUGUGGUGGACUUCACCAUGCGUCGAGCCCUGUCUGAUGACAUUAUAGAUGGCUACAGGGUACCGAAGGGCACAAAUAUCAUUCUGAACACCGGCCACAUGCACCGGACAGAGUUUUUCCUCAAACCCAAUGAAUUCAGUUUGGAAAACUUUCAAAAAAAUGCCCCGCGUCGUUACUUCCAGCCGUUCGGCUCUGGCCCUCGUGCCUGUGUUGGUAAGCACAUCGCCAUGAUGAUGAUGAAAUCCAUCCUGGUGACACUGCUCUCCCAGUUCUCUGUUUGCCCCCAUAAGGGCUUGACCCUGGAUUGCCUCCCACAGACCAACAACCUCUCCCAGCAGCCUGUAGAGCAUCAGCAGGAGGCCGAACAUCUCAGCAUGAGAUUUUUACCCAGGCAGAGAGGUAGCUGGCAAACGCUCUGAGACUCUGACCUAUAUUGUUUUCUUCAUUUGUAUCGAUACAUUUAUGCAGAAUAUAUACAUAUACUACAUUAUCUCCAAUACUUUGUUUAUAUUAUCUUAUAACUGUACAAAGCCCACUUUUGUAUUUUGGUAUGUAUUAGCAUUGUAUUUCUACUUGAACUAUUAUGCAUUAUGUGAAAUGUAAGUUUA